Messenger RNA from Sorex araneus (European shrew), 1981 nucleotides. It is a transcript of the gene MIS12, whose product is annotated as MIS12 kinetochore complex component. NCBI's taxonomy places the organism in Eukaryota, Metazoa, Chordata, Mammalia, Eulipotyphla, Soricidae. Gene Ontology annotation, biological process: mitotic cell cycle; kinetochore assembly; protein localization to kinetochore. Bases 497 to 1117 code for a protein of 206 amino acids. The record is from RefSeq and is a predicted model, not a curated record. Gene Ontology annotation, cellular component: nucleus; chromosome, centromeric region. The transcript has 2 exons.
CGACGGGGCGGGACUAAAGCAGGACUCUCGGUUAGCCUCCCGUUACCGUCCAAUCAAUGUCGCGCGGCCGAUCAUCCACCAAUCGCUAGAGUAUUUAGGAAAGUCCAACGGCCAAUCAUAAGUUGUGUCUUUGCAGCGUUCCCGCCUUUCUCCUCCAGCCACCAACGUCCGGAAGAAGAGAGUAAGUACCGGUUUCUUCCGCCAAUCCCUGCCGGCCACCGCUCGCUUUCCCGUCCGGCCCAACUGCGUCAGCCAGUUUAGGUAAACCCCCGAACGUACAGCUAGCCAAUCGGAAACGCGAUAGCAUCCCGCCUUUGCGUUCAUUCGCUGAGACAGGCAUCCGUCGGAAUUUUACGAAGCUCGCGAGACUGCCUAUCGUUGUCAGCAAGCGGUUGUUUAAAGGAGGUGGCGCGAAGCUGGUAUUUGGUCGAGUUCAUACCGGUUUUGGAGACUAGGAUUUUUCACAGUCAAAAUUAACACAGCAAAGUCGGUCAAGAUGUCUGUUGAUCCAAUGACCUACGAGGCCCAAUUCUUUGGCUUCACACCACAAACUUGCAUGCUUAGGAUCUACAUUGCAUUUCAAGACUACUUGUUUGAAGUAAUGCAGGCUGUUGAACAGGUUAUUCUGAAGAAGCUGGAUGGCAUCCCAGAAUGUGAGAUUAGUCCGGUUCAGAUUCGUAAAUGCACAGAGAAGUUUCUUUGCUUCAUGAAGGGACGUUUUGAUAAACUUUUUGGCAAAAUGGAGCAACUGUUUUUACAGCUGAUUUUGCGGAUUCCUCCAAACAUCUUACUUCCAGAAGAUAAAUCUCAGGAGGUGCUUACUUACAGUGCAGAAGAGUUCCAGCUUCUCCAUAAAGAAAUUGAGCAAUUACAGGAGAAAUAUAAGACUGAAUUAUGCACUAAACAGGCUUUUCUUGCUGAAUUAGAAGAACAAAAAAUUGUUCAGGCCAAACUCAAAAAGACAUUGACUGUGUUUGAUGAGCUUGAAAAUGCUGGCAGGGAAAAUGGAACAAGUGAUUUUAGGGAGAGCUUAGUGUUCCUAGUCCAGAAUUCUAGAAAACUACAAAAUAUUAGAGAGAAUGUGGAAAAAGAAGGCGAAAAACUGAAAGUAUCUUAAUUUCUGAAUCAUGGAAGGUGACUCAAAAAUUGGAACUCAUAAAUUAUUUAUAUCAAUGAUGAUUCCUAGCCUUAGAGUGUAUUUUAUUGGAUUUUCCUUGUGCCUUGUAUUGGUUCAUUUGCCUGAAGUAUCUGUGUACUACCCUUAACUAAUCUUUGAAGCAUCUCUUUCUUAGAGACUUAAGUUGGUAAGGAGCAAUUCCCCAUUCAAUAAUAAUUGUAACCUUGAUCCUUUCAACUUAUCUUUUGGAUGAGACUAAAUGAGAGAAAGAUUAAAUGGGUGACAUAUUGGAGGCUACUCCUUGCAUGGUGCUUGAGAUUGCUUCUGACAGUACUGAGGGGCAGUACAUGCACCUCCGGCCUGUUGAGCUGUCUCCUUAGCCCUUUAGUGGCUUCUUAAAAUACUUGGUUUAAAAUUUCUGGUAUCCUACUUGUAUAUGGAGUGUGAUCAUGGUAGGUCUGUUAGAGCCUCACAGCUCUGCUAUAUGUGAUCUCUAGUGCUACAAGUGAUUUCUAACUGCACUGCAGUCAGGUGUGUAAGUACCUCAACUCAAAAGAUGUGUGAGCACCGUGGUCGGAGAAUGUGACCUCUGGCAAGUAAAUGUGUAAGUACCACCACAAUUCAUAGUGAACACUGCAUCCAGAGCAUAUAUGCAUCAACUAAGAUCCUCGGCCAGCAUGUAUGCAAGCACUGAAAACAAAGGAAUUCAUACCUUGAUGAACACUGUGGCUUAAUGCACAGGUACCGCAACCAGAUUGAGACCCUGACAACAACCACGGCUAAAAAUGUAUGAGCUUCAUAACCAGGCACAUGUGAGAGACCUUUGGUUAUUGUAAUAGUGACAUCAAAGGGGAGGUGUAAGAA